AUGAUCGUCAACUGGGAAAACAGACUUACCAUCAAGACUAUUGUUAAGACCCCAGAAACCAAGAGACACCUCGUUACCCUCAUGAGCCGUCCAGUCACCUACGUCUCUGUCUGGGACAAGGAACCCCGCCAAUACCCAGAAGGAACUGAGAAGACCGUUUACCUUCUUGAUUCCCGCUUCCCAAUGGAAACCAUCGACCGUGUCUUCUUUGAAGAGA
Auanema sp. JU1783 is the source of this 217-nucleotide messenger RNA. Lineage: Eukaryota; Metazoa; Nematoda; Chromadorea; Rhabditida; Rhabditidae. The record is from the annotation of a GenBank genome assembly.